GCUGACAAGGAUGGCCGUUAUCCGAUUCAUAUUGCUGUUGCAUCGUUGAGCAAAACCAACGUAGAUGUUUUUGUCGAGCCUCUCGAAUGGUUUAUAAAAAAUGGAACUGGAUUAUACAUGAGGGAUAAAAAUGGCUGUCUGCCGCUUCACUACUGUUUUAUAUCGCUGGAGCGGGAUGUGUUUGCGAGAAUGACCAUUGAUCCUGUUGCGGUGUUAUCCAUUCUACUGGAUGCAAUGCAAACCGGUGUUGGUAUUGACACUGCGGAUAAUGAGGGUUACACAGCGCUGCAUUAUUCGGCAUUGUUCGGUGCAAAUAUUUGUGCAGUGACGCUGCUGCAGACGGGUGCUUGCCUAAAUUCCGAGAACUCCGAUGGUAAUACGCCUCUGGCACUAGCUGUUUUGCGGAAACAUGAGGCGUGCGCGCUGACCCUGGUCCAGUCAAAAUGCAACGUUAACAGCAAAGUUCAUUUGGUGAAGCGAAAGAAAAAGCAGAAGAAUCCGCCGGAGAGUAAUGCAUGGGUUUGGAUUCCAAGACGACGUGCUCCAGAGGAGGCUGAACCGCCGGAAACAAUCCCAAAUUUAAUUGUUCGCAACGAAUGGCAAGGAAUCGUUUAUGUGUUGCUAAAUAUACUCAGUAAAAACGUGACAACAGUAGGCAGUUUGCUGCGUGCCGCACUUCAGUACAGAAAGUAUAAUUUGGCGCAAACUUUACUCGGAAUGUUUCGCACUCUUUUGCAAGGUGAGUCGGCGGCACAAACUACAUCUCUUCUGGAGGAGCUCGAUUUAUUUUACGUUUUUGCCGCAAAUCUGGAAUCAGAUGCAGUCAGUGAAAGCGUUUCCAAAGCUUUGAAUGGUCUCUUCUCGCUAGGUUGCAAAUGGUAUAGAAAAGAGAACGAUGGACGCCAUCGAAGCCGUGUUGUGGAGCUUCUGGCAUCCAAUGGACACUUCCAGUUUAUGAAAGCACUCUACGAUUUAGACCAGAAAUCACCGGAACCUUUUUGGGACUCGAUUUAUUACGAACCAAAUAACAGGCCAAGUAAAAAUAUCAAAUUUUGGUUGAAGCAUUUUGCUGCGAAAUUUGGCAUUAAUUCUUUGAUGCUGUAUCAGCGUCCAGCAUUCUACGGGAUGACACCAUGUUUGCCGAGACAACCAGUACCGGAAUUUUGCCAGGAGACUCCAUUAAUUCGGGCAAUACAGUGCAGCCAGAUUGCUCUCGUCAGGUUUCUUUUGCAAGAGGCAGAUUUGCAGACGGACGUCAAUAAGCCAGAUGAAUUUGGCAUUACUCCGCUGAUGCAUGCAUGCAUGAUCAAUUCGGAUAAAAUUGUCCAGCUGUUGUUCGAUCCCGUUGCGUUCCAGUCCCAAAAUGAUGGUGCAGAGCAAAGUGAUACUGCAAAUCCUGAGAACAAGCGAAAAGCUGUAACGCGAAAAUUUGUACUGAAGACGAAUUUGGAUCCAUGCAGACAGUCUGUCAUAUCUGAACGUCUGGCGUUCGGUGGCGGAAAAGUGAAAAGUUUCAUGCAUUUCAUGUUGGAGCCGUGCGGCUGGGAGAACGUGAAUUUGCUUGAAGCAAUCUGUCGUAGCUUUCCAGCAGCUAAAAAUUUGAUUGCACCAUCUGAACGGCAACGAAAAGGUAAUCAGGGAUCUUUCUGA
Gongylonema pulchrum is the source of this 1650-nucleotide messenger RNA. Lineage: Eukaryota; Metazoa; Nematoda; Chromadorea; Rhabditida; Gongylonematidae. The record is from the annotation of a GenBank genome assembly.